This is a messenger RNA of Brassica napus (rape), 1517 nucleotides long. Its product is annotated as glycolate oxidase 1. NCBI's taxonomy places the organism in Eukaryota, Viridiplantae, Streptophyta, Magnoliopsida, Brassicales, Brassicaceae. Gene Ontology annotation, cellular component: peroxisome. Gene Ontology annotation, molecular function: FMN binding; oxidoreductase activity. The record is from RefSeq and is a predicted model, not a curated record. The coding region runs from base 240 to 1343 and encodes 367 amino acids. The transcript has 11 exons.
UUGUGAAUUAGACACACACUAUCCCGUCUCAUCUUUGUCCGUAUCUCCUGAUCCAUUCUUCACCUUUAGAACCUCAUCCAUUGCCAACAAUUUUUCAACUGUCACAACACACAAAAUACUUUAACUCUAAACCAGAUAUAUAAACUUUAGGAUAUAUAUAAUAAAAAAAAAUUAUAUAAGGUUUCUUUGCCACUCACAACACCUUCAUCUCUCUCUUCCGUGAGGCUCAGUUUGGAAAAAUGGAGAUUACUAACGUUACCGAGUAUGAAGCGAUUGCAAAGGAGAAGUUGCCUAAGAUGGUAUAUGACUACUAUGCCUCUGGUGCAGAGGACCAGUGGACUCUUCAAGAGAACCGAAACGCUUUCGCUAGGAUCCUCUUCCGGCCUCGGAUUCUGAUUGAUGUGAGCAAGAUUGAUAUGACAACAACCAUCUUGGGUUUCAAGAUCUCCAUGCCGAUCAUGGUUGCUCCUACUGCCAUGCAAAAGAUGGCUCACCCGGAAGGGGAAUAUGCUACGGCUAGAGCUGCAUCUGCUGCUGGAACCAUCAUGACACUGUCGUCAUGGGCUACUUCCAGUGUUGAAGAGGUUGCUUCCACAGGACCAGGGAUUCGUUUCUUCCAACUCUAUGUAUACAAGAACAGGAAAGUGGUUGAGCAGCUCGUGAGAAGAGCCGAGAGGGCGGGGUUCAAAGCCAUUGCUCUCACUGUAGACACCCCAAGGCUAGGCCGAAGAGAGUCUGAUAUCAAGAACAGAUUCACUUUGCCUCCAAACCUGACAUUGAAGAACUUUGAAGGUCUCGACCUCGGAAAGAUGGACGAGGCCAAUGACUCUGGUUUGGCCUCAUACGUUGCUGGCCAAAUUGACCGUACCUUAAGCUGGAAGGAUGUCCAGUGGCUCCAGACAAUCACUAGCAUGCCGAUUCUUGUCAAGGGUGUUAUUACAGGAGAGGAUGCAAGGAUAGCGAUUCAAGCUGGUGCAGCAGGGAUCAUUGUGUCUAACCAUGGAGCUCGCCAGCUUGACUAUGUUCCCGCAACAAUCUCAGCCCUUGAAGAGGUUGUCAAAGCGACACAAGGACGAAUCCCUGUCUUCUUGGACGGGGGUGUUCGUCGUGGCACAGAUGUCUUCAAGGCACUUGCACUUGGAGCCUCGGGGAUCUUUAUUGGAAGACCAGUGGUGUUCUCACUUGCUGCGGAAGGAGAGGCUGGAGUCAGAAAGGUGCUUCAAAUGCUACGUGAUGAGUUCGAGCUGACCAUGGCACUAAGUGGGUGCAGGUCUCUCAAGGAAAUCACCCGUAACCACAUCACCACCGAAUGGGACACUCCCCGCCCUUCAGCAAGGUUAUAGAGAGACCAAAACCAUCCAGAGAAAGAGCAACAAUACAGAACUUUGGUUUCUUCCAUUCUUCAGAUUGGUCACUUGGCUUUCUACUUUGCUAUCUAUCUCAAAACUUGUUUCUCCCUAUAUUGAAUCAUAUACAAUGCCCUAAAGAUUCUGUAAAAUGCUACUUGGCUUCCUCUA